AUGUCCCUUGAGGGCAAGGUUAUCGCGCUUACUGGCGCUGCGAGCGGCAUUGGACUAGCGACGGCACAGAUUCUUUCUCGGAAAAGAGCCACAGUCUGCAUCGCUGACGUGAGCCCAAACGCACUACAGAAGGCGGAGGAAGCAUUCUCUGCAUUGAAGGUCCCCUUCUCGGUGACCAAGGUGGACGUGUCGAAAAGAGACGAGGUAGACUCAUGGAUCGACGGUAUCGUCCAGAAAUACGGCAAAAUUGAUGGAGCGGCAAAUUGUGCUGGCAUCAUCGGUAAACACCACGGCCUUCGCGCCGUUGCAGACUUGGAGGAUGACGAAUGGCAUAAGAUCAUGGCAGUCAACCUGACCGGUACGAUGUAUUGUCUACGGGCCGAGCUACGAAAGAUCGUAGACGGGGGUUCUAUAGUCAAUAUCUCCUCUAUUCAGGGUAUUCAAGGGUUCGCAAACCACGGGGCCUAUUCAGCGAGCAAGCAUGCCGUGAUAGGACUAACGAAAAGUGCUGCUAAAGAGAACGGCAAGCGACAAGUCCGUGUCAAUGCUGUGGCCCCAGGGGCUAUCUACACUCCGUUAAUGGAGAAAGCCUGGCAGCUCCAUGAUCGACCAACGGGUGCGCCUUUUGAUGAUGGAGCGGCCUUGGGCAGACAGGGAACAGCGGAGGAGUGCGCCAAUGUGAUCGUCUUCCUUUUGAGUCCCGAGAGCAAGUACGUAAGCGGAAGCGUCUAUUCAGUUGACGGCGCAUGGUGA
Pseudomassariella vexata is the source of this 753-nucleotide messenger RNA. RefSeq names its product short-chain dehydrogenase. Lineage: Eukaryota; Fungi; Ascomycota; Sordariomycetes; Amphisphaeriales; Pseudomassariaceae. Gene Ontology annotation, molecular function: oxidoreductase activity. Bases 1 to 753 code for a protein of 250 amino acids. The transcript is spliced from 3 exons. The record is from RefSeq and is a predicted model, not a curated record.